AUGCCAUCGCUCGAGGAAAGUCGCCGACAGGUAGAGCAGAGCCUUGAGGGCGAGACAGACCACGAUGCGAUCCUCGCAAGCCUUCAGAACGAAAUUGACCGACACAAUGCGAUCAAAGACGACCAACGAGAGAACAUAGACGGUCGCAGAAGAUCACGGCGUGAGGACGAAUGGCGAUCACCUCGCGCAUCGAAGUUCCGAUUCAAGCAUGGCACGAAAGAUCCACAAGACGAUCGUAGAAAGCAUCGCCGCUCACGGCGGGAGGACAGCUACGAUUCGGCCGGCGAGCGUCGGCACCAUAAGAAGCGCAGGAAACAUGGCACUCCUUCCCGCGAGGACCCAGAUACGCAGGACUCCGAUGCAGCGCAUCCCUUCCCUCGGGAACCCGCGGACCCUUCUUCCAUGGACACAGACGCCUUCCGCGCAUCGCUCUUCGACGCUUUGGCCGACGACGAGGGGGCUGCAGCCUAUUGGGAGAGCGUCUAUAACCAGCCCAUCCACGUCUAUCCGCGCCCGGCCCAGCAGAAUGCGACGACUGGCAAGCUGGAGCAGAUGAACGAUGAAGAGUAUGUCACGUACGUCAAGGAAAAGAUGUGGGAGCGAAAGAAUCCUGAGGUGGUGUUUGAGCGGGAGAAGAGGGAGAAAGAAAGGAGAGCGGAGGAGGAAGAGAGGACCAGGAAGCGGGAGGAGUUUGUGCGGAGGAAGGAGAGGCAGGCUUGGGAGAGGGCGCAGCGGUGGAAGGGUAGAGAAGGUGCUGGCGAUGGCGAGGAGGAUGAGGAUGCGUGGGAGAGGUAUGAGUAUGCUUUUACCGGCGACUCCAACCGUCCCGCCACUCAGCCUACCAAGGAGGCGCCAUCAGAAUCCGAGUACACCACCGCCUGGUCCACCUACCUCUCCUCCUGGUCCAAGUUGCUCACUUCUCAGCCAAGCGAUUCCGACACUAAGCUCGCUAAUCGCCUCCCUUGGCCCGUACUUCCCGGCAAACUCGUCCUCAAGCCCAACAUCGAGGCCUUCAUGCGUCGCGCGCCUGCCGACAGCGCUAAGGAUCGAUUACGUACGCUCAAAGCUGAGCGCGUGCGCUGGCAUCCGGACAAGAUCCAACAGCGCUUUGGUGGAGAGGUCGACGAGGGGACAAUGAAGCUUGUUACGGGCGUGUUCCAGGUGGUGGAUGCGAUGCUGGAGGUGGAGAGGAAGGGAGGUGGUGGGUGA
Molecule: messenger RNA, 1209 nt
Organism: Saxophila tyrrhenica
Lineage: Eukaryota; Fungi; Ascomycota; Dothideomycetes; Mycosphaerellales; Extremaceae
Exons: 1
Coding region: 1-1209 (402 amino acids)
Biological process (GO): canonical NF-kappaB signal transduction
Source: RefSeq, a predicted model, not a curated record